CACUCGCCGGCUUCCGGUGAGACCGCAGCGAGGGUCUGUCUGCAGGUUGUGCAAACUGGGAGCAGCGGAGUCGUGACAUCCCGGGGCAAUGUCGAGUCGGGCUCUGCGGAGGCUGAAGGGGAAACAGCGGGGCCAGGAGCCCCUGCACCUCGAAGACCUCCUGCUGCACGGUGGGGGCGCGGAGAAGGAGAAGGAGAAGGAGGAGGAGGGCGAUGACGAUGACGAUGAAGCCCCUGACCCGUGUGUUUUGGUACCGGCCAAAACGAGCAGCAACCGGAAAGCAAAGAAAAACAAGACGCAAAAAAACAUCAGCAACCUCUUUGAGCUGAUACAUGAGGCGGACAGCGGCCCCGGGGGGGAACUGGGCUCCAGGCUGCAGGAGGAGGCCGGGGAGAAGAGUGACCGCGGAGAAACCGAGACGGGAGGCGAGUCUGUCGAGGCCGACAAGUGCAAUGGCAGUGAGAAAGCAAGGAAGAGGAAGAAGAAAAAGAAGAAGAGCAUGCCAGAGAAUAGUCAGCAGGCGGAGGGGGCGGCCGGCGACAUCGACGCGCUCCUGGAGACCAUGGAAACCAGCAACGGGCUCUGCUACCAGAGCGAGAGCUCCAGCGGCGCUGCCAGCAGGCCCGUGCUGCACGUGGAGCACCGAAAUCUGAAUCCAGAGACGGAGCUGAAGAGAUAUUUUGGGGCACGGGCCGUUUUAGGGGACCAAAGGCCGAGACAAAGGCAGCGGCAUGCCCUUCGCAGCACCUGGAUGACUGUCUUCAAAAACACCUGGCCACGCUUCACAAGGCCCGGUAUUUCCAUGAGUCUACUGGAGACAAGAGAUGGAGUCCAGUAUUACACGUUUGAACACAGCAGGGACUAUCAGCAAGUUCAGUUCAAAUUCCUGGACGCAGUUGAGUCGAUGGAUCCAAACAACAUUGUGCUCCUGCUGCAGAUGAACCCCUAUCACAUCGACUCCUUGCUGCAGCUUUCGGAUGUCUGCAGGAUUCAGGAGGAUCAGGAGAUGGCCAGGGACCUGAUAGAAAGAGCUUUGUACAGCUUCGAAUGUGCAUUCCACCCCAUCUUCAGCCUGACCUCGGGAACAUGCAGGCUUGAUUAUCUGCGGCCAGAGAACAGGGCGUUCUACUUGGCCCUGUACAAGCACAUGAUGUUCCUGGAGAAGAGAGGGUGUCCUCGCACUGCGCUGGAGUUCUGUAAACUCAUACUCAGUCUUGAUCCUGAUAACGACCCGCUGUGCAUGCUGCUUCUGAUCGAUUUCCUGUCGCUGCGGGCGCGAGAGUAUUCCUUCCUCAUCAGGCUGUAUGAUGAGUGGGAGGUUCAUAGGAACUUGUCCCAGCUCCCGAAUUUUGCCUGCUCGCUUGCACUCUCCUACUACUUCCUCAGCCUUCAGGAUGACGUGAGCCCAGAAGAAAGCACCCGGAUGAAACGGAAGUCAGACGAGCUGCUCCAGAGCGCUCUGAUCAUGUUCCCGAGCGUUCUGAUGCCCCUGCUGGACCUGUGCACGGUACAGCCCGACGCUGCGGUGUCCUCACAUGAGUUUUUUGGACCGAAAUGCCAAAUAGGGCAGCCCCCCGCGCUGAAUGAGCUGGUGUCGCUGUUCGUGGGCCGGUGCCACCUGCUGUGGAAGGAUGGGGGCGUCAUGGUGUGGCUGGAGGGGAACGUCAAGGAGGUCUUGCGGAGAGUGGACUCCCAGAAGUCCCUCGCGGAGGACUCCGAGAGCAAGAGAAAGCUGAGGUACCAGAGUGCCCCCCGAAACAUCCACCGGCACGUCAUCCUGUCUGAGAUCAAGGGGGCUGUGGCCACGCUGCCUCUGGAAGUGACCACUCAGCCAGUGAUGGGCUUCGACCCUUUACCUCCACUGGAUUCAAUGGCUUCUUACUCCAGGCCCGAAAGAGUCAAUCGAGGAGCGUCCAGCGAGAGCACGUUGUCACUGUUUUUCCGUUCUCUCUUGCCAAACUUCAACCUGCAGGGCGCUGCCAGAGCCGAGGAUGACCUGGAAGUGGCCCGCGCUGGGCGAGAACUGAACCAGGAAGUGAACCGGCUGAUGGUGGCCAUGAGGGACAUGCUGGCCAAUAUCCAGUUUCAGGAGCCUCCCAGGGAGGACCACCCUGAUCGGGAUGAGGAGGAGUGGGAGUGAGACUUUGGGCUUCGCCUGGAGGGGAGGAAGAGCGAGAGAGAAGAGGAUUGCUGAGCAGCAGAAAGCAGGGUGAUGAUUUUGGACAACAGUGGCAACAACAUCGCAUUCAAAAACUGUCUUUUCAGUUUGAUCAUAUCUCUCUGCACUAUUCCUUAAUUAAAACCGUGUGAUCUGUCUGUAGCAAACCUGGAGUUUUUUUUCUUCAAAAUGCAUUGUUGUGGCCGUAUGGGAAAGGCAAUAAGUAGCUCCCAUAUUUAUUGGGAGUAAGUAUGUGUAAGUGGAGAGCGGUCCAUGGGCUUCUGACGAGAGUGGUGGUUUAUGAAAUGUGUACAGCAGUAACGGCCUUCUUUUAUAAGAUAAUUUUGUAAACUAAAAUGUUUUAACAAAUAAAGGGUGUGCCUGAUAUAUUUUUAAAAAUGAACAGCUGAAGUCUACCACCUAUGAAAAUGAUUAAACAAAACAGAAAUCCACAAUAUUAACUAGGAAGGUCUGCUGUUUGCUGUGUUUCACGCUUGGGAUAAUUGCUUUUAAAAGCUCUAUAGAGCUUAUUAAUAUAAUUGUAAAGGGAUAGAGUUAAAAUUAAAAGUUCCUGAUUUACCAAGGCACUGUUAUUGUUGUGCAUGAAGAGCUUUAAUUAAUGAAACCCUCGUCCUGCUUUUAGUAAUACAUAGCUCAAUUCUAAAGUUAAUUACUGGAACACAGCGAGCAGAUGGUUUGUUAAAUUUGAAUUAUGAACUCACAGCUUUGUUAAUGUUAUACCAUGGCUGAAAAAUAUGCUGUUUGACAAGGUUAUACUCAUUUCACAGAACACCAGGAUUGCAUUGGCUUCAUUUGCCUUUACAUCAAUUAAUAAACAUACCGAGAAGGGAUCAGAACCAUUAUCUAAAUUUAAUUUUGAAUAAAGAAAUUAAGCUUUA
Messenger RNA from Lepisosteus oculatus (spotted gar), 3057 nucleotides. It is a transcript of the gene tcf25, whose product is annotated as transcription factor 25 (basic helix-loop-helix). Gene Ontology annotation, cellular component: RQC complex. NCBI's taxonomy places the organism in Eukaryota, Metazoa, Chordata, Actinopteri, Semionotiformes, Lepisosteidae. Gene Ontology annotation, molecular function: protein binding. The record is from RefSeq and is a predicted model, not a curated record.